AUGGUAGACGAUGUUGUGUUCUAUUCGUCAUUGCUAGUGUGCUUGUCCCUGGGUGGUUAUUAUAAAAAAAUUGAUGACCUAGAGAUGAAGCGAAACUAUGGGGCAGGCUUGGGACUUUUAGUGGCUUGUCUGGUUUGUGGCCACAAUGUGUACCACUCCGUAUUCAUUGUUUGGGGCAAUAUCAUCAUUAUCAAAUGCUGCGACAAACGAUACAUCCACCAAAUGAGUUUGGCAUACACAUGGAUAUACCUUAUCUACCUGCAUGUGACUCUUCGCUCCGUGUACGCUAUUUGGAUGCAUCAGACGAUAGCACUAAGGCUGGUGGGCCUGGCGUUCGAAGUAUAUAUGGCUGCCAAACCUCAGAAGAAUAAGCCUACGUCCAGUAAGCAGUCGAUGGAGAAAUAUACCGGCAUCGAACCUGAUGUCUCAAGCGUGGAUCCAUCUGCUGUCGACAUUAUUACGUAUUCUUAUUUCUUCGUUGGUUUACAUAGAGGUCCAUACUUUAGAUGGAAAUUAUUCGAAGACCAUUUCUACGCUCCGUUCGGAGUUCUGGGCGACUGCCGAAUCAUAACUGAACACAAGUUAAAAAAAGCGCUGGUGUGCUACUUGGGGUAUUUACUCUUGAAACUCCAAUUUAGUCCUGACGCGUACUAUGACGACGAGUUCUACAAGUCGUUCGGCAGCGAGUCCCGGUACCUGUACAACGUGCCGCAGCUGGCGAUGUACUUCCUCCACUACCAGACCAUCAUGCUGCUGUGUACCAGCGUCUGUACCGAGUCCGGCUUCGGCGUCUACCCGGUGAAGUGCCAGCCGGUGCCCGGGCACGGACCCACGGCCGGCGGCAGCUUGCUUAAAUUGGCAUCUACAACAACAGACGUGGCUCUGCAGCAAGAGUACAACUUCUCGAUGCUGAAGUGCUUCGAUAACGAGAAGAUCCUGUUCGGGCCCAAGAUGCGGGACACCAUCCGCAGCUGGGACAUGUCCACCAGAUACUGGUUCUCCACCUACAUGUACAAACAGUUCUUUAAAACUAACAAGGAAAUAAGAAGUGCAUGUUCGUUCGCGGCGUGGUGCGUGUGGCGGGGACCAUCGCUGCAGCAUCUGAUCAUGGCCGCCACGCUGUGGGUCUACGUGCAGCUUGAAUCUGAGUAUUCUGAGUUGUACGACGCUAACGAUACGUUAUGUUUCCCGUGGAACCUGGGUUUCUCGCUCAUGCGGCUGUUCUGCCUCCUGUACCUGACUCCUUGCUUCAUCCUCAACGACACGGCCACAGUCUUCAGAUACUACAACUCUAUAUACUGGGUAUACCACAUCAUCCUGCUCGUGUUAUUAGUAGCCGUAGCAGUCUGUUACAAGAUAAAACGCACAUAGAAAAUUGAAUAUUGUAAAUCGAACUACG
Molecule: messenger RNA, 1399 nt
Organism: Pectinophora gossypiella (pink bollworm)
Lineage: Eukaryota; Metazoa; Arthropoda; Insecta; Lepidoptera; Gelechiidae
Product: lysophospholipid acyltransferase 7-like
Exons: 7
Coding region: 1-1371 (456 amino acids)
Biological process (GO): lipid modification; phosphatidylinositol biosynthetic process
Cellular component (GO): mitochondria-associated endoplasmic reticulum membrane contact site; membrane
Molecular function (GO): lysophospholipid acyltransferase activity
Source: RefSeq, a predicted model, not a curated record